CUCAGCACCCACAUAUAUAUUUGUAUUUCAAGACAACAUUCAACAGAGCUAGCUCAGCAUUCCUUGUAUUGUCUUUGUGAUGGAUCGUGACUUGGAAGAAGUUGGCAACUUCACCAAACCAGAGUCCCAGCAUGGCCAGGAUGCUUGGCUUCCUAUCACCGAGUCUAGGAAUGGCAACGCUUACUACUCAGCGUUUCACACACUGAGUUCAGGCAUCGGAGUUCAAGCUCUUGUUCUUCCUGUAUCUUUUGUUACUCUUGGUUGGAGUUGGGGAAUAGCAUGUCUAUCUUUAAUGUUCAUUUGGCAGUGGUACACUUCCUGGUUACUGAUUCAGAUGCAUGAAUCGGAGUCUGGGAUACGCUACAGCAGAUAUAUACGUCUUUCAAUAGCAGCUUUUGGUGAAAAGCAGGGGAAGCUGCUGGCUCUCUUUCCGACUAUGUAUCUCUCAGGUGGCACAUGUACGACCCUGAUCAUGAUAGGAGGUGGGACCAUGAAAACAAUUUUCGAAAUCAUGUGUGGGGAUGCAUGCCACGUAACUCCUCCAACAGUUGCAGAGUGGUACUGGGUGUUUGCUUGCGCAGCCAUGGUUUUGUCUCAGCUUCCCAACUUAAAUUCAAUGGCCAGAGUUUCCCUGAUUGGGGCGAUCACAGCCAUCAGUUACUGUACAGUGAUAUGGGUUGUGUCCGUCGUCCAAGGUAAGCCGGCUGGCGUGUCCUAUGAGCCAGUGGAGGCAAAUUCUGAAGUGGCCAAGCUCUGCAAUAUUUUCAACGCUCUUGGGAUAAUCGCCUUUGCUUUCAGAGGCCACAACGUUAUUCUCGAAAUACAGGGAACCAUGCCUUCUAGUUCAAAGCAUCCAUCCCGACUGCCGAUGUGGCGAGGAGUAAAUUUUGCAUAUAUAAUUAUUGCAGCGUGUUUGCUUCCGCUUGCGAUAGGUGGCUAUUGGGCUUACGGAAACCUGAUACCUGCGAAUGGAAUGUUGGAUGCCAUAUUCGAAUACCACGGAAAUGACACAUCCAAAUUGCUGAAGGGGUUAACAAGCUUAUUUGUAUUGAUCAGCACGCUAAGCUCAUAUCUGAUUUAUGCCAUGCCAACAUUUGACAAUAUGGAAUUCAAAUACACUAGCAGAUUCAAUAGACCGUGUCCGUGGUGGCUCCGCUUGGGAUUCAGAGUCUUCUUUGGAAGCUUGACGUUCUUUUUAGCAGUAGGACUGCCGUUCUUGCGCGACUUGGCAGGACUUCUCGGAGGAGUCGCAUUGCCCAUCACAUUAGCAUAUCCAUGUUUCAUGUGGAUACAGAUGAAGAAGCUCCCGAAAUAUGGUGCAAUUUGGUGGCUUAACUGGAUGUUAGGAGUACUGGGAAUGAUUCUGAGUGUCUUCGUGGUGAUAGGAGCAACAUGGAAUUUAGUUACAAUGGGCUUAGAAAUUCACUUCUUCAGGCCCCAAUAAGCAGCAGAAUUUCCUUGUAGAAUUUAUGGAACAUAGUGACAAUAGGUGAAAAGCACGCUUAUGAAACCUGUCUCAAUCCCCUCCCAUAAUUUCAUGAGUACUCAUCAAAUGCAAUUGUCUAAAUCAAAUCAAUAAGCAUCCUGAGCUUUUCGAAGUA
This is a messenger RNA of Mangifera indica (mango), 1601 nucleotides long. RefSeq names its product lysine histidine transporter-like 8. Gene Ontology annotation, cellular component: plasma membrane. Lineage: Eukaryota; Viridiplantae; Streptophyta; Magnoliopsida; Sapindales; Anacardiaceae. Bases 80 to 1444 code for a protein of 454 amino acids. The record is from RefSeq and is a predicted model, not a curated record. The transcript is spliced from 5 exons.